Molecule: messenger RNA, 1267 nt
Organism: Silurus meridionalis
Lineage: Eukaryota; Metazoa; Chordata; Actinopteri; Siluriformes; Siluridae
Gene: igfbp5a
Product: insulin-like growth factor binding protein 5a
Exons: 4
Coding region: 364-1140 (258 amino acids)
Biological process (GO): regulation of insulin-like growth factor receptor signaling pathway
Cellular component (GO): extracellular region
Molecular function (GO): insulin-like growth factor I binding; fibronectin binding; insulin-like growth factor II binding
Source: RefSeq, a predicted model, not a curated record
UCCCGCCUCUGAAGUCAGGGAGGUUUAAAUUGACUACAGCGCGCUUCCCCUUCACCCUGAACAUGUGUUGAGAUCUUUGAAUCUUAACGUGGAAUCUAGUAACUCUGCGGCUCACUGGUCUCAUUUGGAAAAGAAAAAUAGAGACCAUCGCGUUUUAAACCCUCGCUGAACUGCGGAUUAGUGGAGAGCGGCUAGUGUCUGUGAACGCUGUGUUUUCAGUUUUCAGCUGCUGCAUUUGUAUCAGCCAACGUUCAAUAAAAUUUAGAAUAGACAUUUGGAAACUGACUUUUCAUUUGUACACCGGACUGAUCCUUUCAAUCAGUUUAUCCCUCAUCAGCUUACUGCACCGUGGAUUUGGAGAAGAUGAAGACACUCUUUAUUACGUGCGCCUUGAUCGCGCUCAUGCCAGCCUGUUUGACCUCAUACGUGCCUUGCGAACCAUGCGAUCAGAAGGCGCUGUUCAUGUGUCCACCUGUACCCACAAGUUGCCAGGUGGUGAAGGAGCCGGGCUGCGGCUGCUGCUUGACAUGCGCGCUGCUGGAAGGACAAGAGUGCGGCGUUUAUACGGCAAAGUGCGCCGCAGGUCUGCGCUGUCUACCUCGCCUCCGUGAGAAGAAGCCGCUGCAGGCGCUGUUACACGGCAAGGGGGUGUGCUUAAACGACAAGAGCGACAAGCCGGUCCGGGAUCAAAAUUCGAAUAUCCUUGGCCCAGUGACUGAAGAUCUGCUUCACCCUUCCAAUGUGAGAUUUUUUCCUCAAGACCACAUAAACAACAAGAAGGUCCUGGCUGUUCAUAAAGACAAGAAAAAGUUACAGUCUAAGCUCAGGACCAUGGGCUUUUUUGACACCUCCACUCUGAGCAUAGAGAAGGCUCAGCAAGAAAUAGGACUGUGUCGGGAGAAACUAGACAUAAUUGUCAGGAGGAUGAAGGACAUGCCCCGAGUGAUGACUAUGUCUCUCUACUUGCCAAACUGUGACAAGAAAGGCUUCUUCAAGCGCAAACAGUGUAAGCCCUCCAGGGGGCGAAAGAGAGGCAUUUGUUGGUGUGUAGACAAAUAUGGGGCCAUGGUGCCAGAAACCGACUCCAGAGGAGGCAGCGUCCAGUGCAGAGACACAGAGAACAGCAGUAAAAACAAAUGAAGAGUUUUGUUCUUGAUUGCAGGUCUUUGAUAACUUUUGCCAUGAUCUGUUAACUGUUAAAUCAUUUAAAUAAUCUGUUAAAGCCUCUCAUAAACAUAUGUAUAGAUAAAGAUAGAAUACAACUUUG